Molecule: messenger RNA, 1563 nt
Organism: Penicillium taxi
Lineage: Eukaryota; Fungi; Ascomycota; Eurotiomycetes; Eurotiales; Aspergillaceae
Product: isocyanide synthase family protein
Exons: 1
Coding region: 1-1563 (520 amino acids)
Source: RefSeq, a predicted model, not a curated record
AUGCUGUCCAACGUCGUCACUGCCCUAAAAGCCCCCCACAUCGACAUAGUCCAAGCGACGCUACCAGCUAAGCAAGCGUCGUCACGGGUAGCAUUUGUGUCCCACGUCGAGAAACGCACAAGUGGCAGAACUCAAGAAGCUCUCGUGGGUCGCAUUGCAGAGAUCAUCGCAUCAUAUCGCAUCUGCGGGCCUGACGAUCGCUACGAGGAUGUAUUCAAGCCACACCUCCUCGAUUCCUUGCGGUAUUUUGUGUCCAACAAUUAUGAGAUCAAUUUCGUGGUCCCUGCAUAUCCGUUCAAAAGCCCAAACCGCAAAGAGAAAGUUAUGGGACCAGACCCAGACGUUGGCGAGCGCCUUUCCCUCGAGCACCUAAACUCGCUUGGUGCCCGGAUCCAGCAGAUCUACCCAGGAGGAACUUAUAUCACUAUAGUUAGUGAUGGCUGCUGUUACAACGAUCUGCUUGGUGUGUCUGACGAGGAGACAUAUCAAUAUGCAGAAGGUUUGCACCAAAUUGUGGACAGACUGGGUCUGCGCCAUAUCCGGUUUGCCGGCCCAUUUGAUCUUCUUGAAGGUUCAUCCAACGUACCCAUCAGCGAAGAAGAGUAUGUGUCACGCGUUCAAGACCUCAAGCAACGACUGUUCAGUGGCUGCUCGGGAGAAAAACCGCAAGAACUUGACCACAAUUCUACUCUCACCUAUCGCGGAUACAUCAGAUUUUUGAUGUCGGAUUUGGCAACUUUUUACGAGGAGAAGAAGAUGUCGAAGAGUGCCAUUAAGAAGCACUCCGCAGUUGUUGCGCGCGCCAUGAUCGAGCGCGGUCAAGUCUUCUCGGCUCUUGUUGCAGCAGCCUCUCCACCACACAUCCGGCUCUCCAUCCACGCGGGUGACAACACAAACAAGCUGUCUGUAGCGCUGCUGCCACAAAAGAGGUAUAGCAAUUUUCCUGUUACUCCUUGGCACAACACUCCAUACCUGGAGGCGGAUCAGGCUGCCGUAAGUCUUGGGCGCAAGCCCACGCUUGCCGCCGAUGGCACCUCGUAUCGGCUCUGUCACGACAACCUGGGGCUACAAUUCCUCUGCGUGGAUGCCCCUAUGUACAGCGUGAUUGAAACAGAGCUUCAGGCCGAGUUCCAUCCGCUAUAUCCAUUUGGACUGCAGGUUCGGGUUCCGCGGGGAUUGUCCAUGACACUAAUGCGGUUAGACCGGGUUGCGGAACUAGCCCAGGUGCAUUCCCCGCUUCUGUUCGAAGGCCUGGACCCCACACAGUUUGACACCGAGACCGCUGAUGAAUUCCAACGGGUUGCUGGUCGGGGGCUGUCGCUGAGCCUCCUUCAUGAAGGUGUGGCUGCUAGUUCGGCGGCCACGUCGUAUUUCGUGCAUAUUCCUGCUGCGCAGGAUGACAAAGAAGCUACUCCAUUCCUUAGCGCAGCUGUGGCGCUGGAUGAUGUCCGUCAGCGCGUUUUACACCGGUGGCAAGCGGGUGACGCUGUGGUUUCUGAUCACCGUAUUGCCUUUCCCGUACAUCUCAGUCCAUCUUUCUUGACGGUCAUUCGGGGAAACUGA